AUGAUGCUGCUCUUCCUGGGCUCGGCCCAGGCCGAUGAUCUCUGUAGAAUCUACACGACGUCCUCUUGUACCGCCAACGCUGCCCUCUCCGGGACGACGGAGGUCGCCCUUAAAGCCGAGAUCCAGACCAAAAUGAAUAACAGCGCGAACUUCGGUUCGACGUACAGCUGGGACAACGACUUCUGGUGGGAGCAGAACACCUACCUGCUCAACUUCACCUACACAGCCAUCGAUCCGCGUACCUUCGCUCUUCGUGAUCAGCGCAACGGUCUCUUGACGAUCAACACUGCCGUCCUGAACAUCCUCUGUAAGGCCGAGUUCAACGGCACGGCCUCCAUCAUCCGCCAAGUGACCCAAAACGCCGUGUGCCCGUCGCCGUCGCCCUCAGUCACCCCUACCUUGUCCCUCACCCCGUCGCCCACGUCGUCCAUCUCGCCCAGCGCGUCGCGGACCAUGUCACCCACGCCCUCUAUCUCGCCCUCCAAAACGCCCACGAUGUCCCCCACGAACAGUCCCACCCCCAGCGUGACGCCCUCGGUCACGCCCUCACCCACACCAACGAGAUCUGUGACGCCCUCGAUCACGCCCUCACUCACCCCAACGAGAUCCGUGACGCCCUCGGCCUCGCCCACGGCCUCGAUCUCCGUCACGCCGACCACGUCGCCGACCACGUCGCCCACGCAGUCGCCCACCCGGUCGCCCACGCCUAGCUCCCCGACGAAGUCGCCCACACGGUCCCCGACGCAGUCGCCCACGCGGUCUCCGACGCAGUCGCCCACGCAGUCGCCCACGCCAAGCGUGACAGCCACCAAGUCGCCGUCGAACAGCCCCAGCGCCACGCAGACGCCGUCGCCCUCGAUUACCCCGACCCGAUCGCCCACGCCGUCGAUCUCGCCGACGGUGACGCCCACCCGGUCGCCCACGUCGAGCCCCUCGAGCUCGUUCACGCCCACCCCCACGCAGUCGCCCACGCAGUCGCCCACGCAGUCGCCGACCCAGUCCCCGACUCGGUCGCCCACGCAGUCGCCGACCCAGUCCCCGACUCAGUCGCCCACGCAGUCACCGACCCCCACCAACUCGCCCACGCUGAGCCCCACGCGGAGCCCAUCGUCGACCACCACGCCGACGCCCACCACCUCGGGUACCCCUGGGUCGAGUCCCACGCGCACUCCGACCUCGACCCCCACGCCGUCGGUCACGCCCACCCCGUCCAUCUCCGCGAGCCCUACCCAGUCCGUCACGCCCUCAGUCACGCCCACCGUGACCCCCUCGGCCACGCCGACCACGUCGCCCACGCGCUCCGUCACGCCCUCGCCCACGCCGACGACGAGUCCCACGCCCUCGAUCACGCCGACCAGGUCGCCCACGCCCUCGGGCACGCCGACCCAGUCGCCCACGCGGUCGCCGACCCAGUCGCCCACGCAGUCGCCGACCCAGUCGCCCACGCAGUCACCCACCCAGUCGCCCACGCAGUCGCCCACACCGUCCCGCACUAGCUCGCCCACGCCGUCCCGCACGCAGUCUCCCUCAAGCUCCGUCACGCCCUCGCCGACGAGCUCCAACUCGCCUACCCCCUCCAUAUCGCCGUCGCCCACGCAGUCGCCCACGCAGUCGCCCACGCAGUCGCCUACGCCCUCGGUCACGCCCACGCCCUCUCGCACGCCGUCGCAGACGCCGACGCCCUCGCCGACAAGCUCGGUCACACCUACCACCACGCCGACGCCCACCCAGACGCCCACCCAGACGCCCACCCAGUCGCCCACCAACACGCCGUCGCCCACCAUAUCGCCCGCCAACUCGCCCUCUUCCUCGCCCACGCGCACGCCGUCGCCCAGCUCGAGUCAAUCGCCGUCCCGCACCAUCACGCCCUCUCCGUCGACCACCAACUCUCCGUCGCCGACCAUCUCCACCACGCCCUCCACGACGAUCACACCUUCCCGGUCGCCGACCAGAUCGCCCUCCAACUCGCCCUCGAAAUCACGCUCGCCCUCCUCCACCCGCACCCCGACGCCCUCCACCUCCGCGUCGCGCACCCGGUCGCCCACUGUCACCCCGUCGCGCACGCCCACCACCUCCUUCACCCCGUCGCGCUCCCCCACGCAGACGCCGACCCCAUCGGUCACGCCCACCAAGUCGUCCACGCCCUCGCCCACGCCCACCGUGUCCGUCUCGGCCUCGAGCUCGCCCUCGCCCACCCAGACCCCGUCCGCAACCCCGUCGCGCUCGCCUACCCCGACGUCCACGCCGCUCGUCGAUAACACCUGCAUGUACCGGUUCGACGCGACCUACGCUCAGGGCCUGCCCUUGGCCGCCAUCGGCACCGACACCCAGUUCUACGACGCGCUCGUGGUGGAGUGGAACACCUACUUCACGCUGGGCUCCAACUUCAGCAUCUACGUGCUCGGUUACACGUCCAACGAGGCCGGCACGAGCAUCCACGCUGUCUACAGCAUUUACUUCACCCCGGCCACGCUGGGCAACUUUGUCGUCAACUCCAUCUCGCUGGUGUCGUUCAAUGCGCUCGCCGCGGUCACCUUCUCUGGAGACUCGGCCGACUCGUCGCUGCUGUCGCAGGCCUCCGGUGUGCAGUGCUACGUGCCCCCGUCGGCCUCGCCCACACAGUCGCCCACGCCGUCGCAGUCGCCCACCAACUCGCCGACGCCGUCGCAGACCCCGACGCCGUCGCCCACGCCCACGCAGUCGCCGACCAACUCGCCCACGCCGUCGCCCACCCAGUCGCCGACCCAAUCGCCGACUCAGUCCCCCACGCAGUCGCCGACGCAGACCCCUACGCCCUCGCCCACGCAGUCGCCCACGCAGACCCCCGAGUCCUCGCCCACGCAGUCGCCCACCCGGUCGCCCACCAACUCGCCCACGCAGUCGCCUACCCAGUCGCCCACGCAGUCGCCCACCCGCUCGCCCACCUCGUCACCGACGCCGACUGUGACCCCGACCGUGACGCCCACGCAGUCGCCGACCCAAUCGCCCACGCCAUCGCCAACCCAGUCGCCCACGCGGUCGCCCACACCGUCGAUCUCGGUGUCGCCCACGCAGUCGCCGACCCAAUCGCCGACCGCGUCGCCGACGUCGAGCGUGACCCCGACCGUGACGCCCACCAAGUCGCCCACACCGAGUGUGACGCCCACCGUGACGCCCACGCAGUCCCCGACCCAGUCGCCGACUCAGUCGCCCACACAGUCCCCGACCCAGUCGCCGACUCGGUCGCCCACCAAUUCACCGACACCGAGCGUGACGCCCACGCAGUCGCCCACGAACUCGCCUACCAACUCACCUACGCCGAGUUCGCCCACCAACUCGCCGACCAACUCGCCCACGCAGUCGCCAACCCAAUCGCCCACGCCGUCGCCGACGCCGAGCGUGACCUCCUACUGUGACGCCGACCAACACGCCCACGCAGUCUCCGACCCAAUCGCCGACUCAGUCGCCCACGCAGUCCCCUACGAACUCGCCCACGCAGUCCCCUACGCAGUCGCCGACCCAAUCGCCCACCCGGUCGCCGACGCCGAGCGUGACCCCGACCGUGACGCCCACGCAGUCACCGACCCAGUCGCCCACACAGUCACCGACCUGCUCGCCCACCCCGAGCGUGACUCCCACGUCGCCGACUCAAUCACCCACGCGGUCGCCGACGCCGAGCGUGACGCCCACGCAGUCGCCCACCAACUCGCCCACGCGGUCUCCUACUCAGUCGCCCACGCCGAGUGUGACCCCGACCCAGUCGCCCACCAACUCGCCUACGCAAUCGCCCACUCAGUCGCCCACGCAGUCACCGACCAACUCGCCCACGCAGUCGCCGACACCCAGCGUGACCCCUACGCACUCACCCACCAACUCGCCGACCAAUUCCCCCACGCAGUCGCCCACGCAGUCGCCGACCAACUCUCCGACGCAGUCGCCCACACAGUCGCCCACGCGAUCUCCCACCCCAAGCGUGAGCCCUACCCAGUCACCCACGAACUCGCCCACGCAGUCGCCCACCCCAAGCGUGACGCCGACAGUGACGCCGACCCAGUCGCCCACGCAGUCCCCGACUCAGUCGCCUACGCCGAGUGUGACCCCGACCGUGACGCCCACGCCGAGCGUGACGCCGACCCAGUCGCCCACGCAGUCGCCCACCCAGUCACCGACCCAGUCGCCAACGCCGAGCGUGACCCCGACGCCGAGCGUGACGCCCACGCAGUCGCCUACCAACUCGCCGACGCAGUCACCGACGCGGUCGCCUACGCAGUCGCCCACGCAGUCACCGACCAACUCGCCCACGCAGUCGCCUACUCAGUCGCCGACUCAGUCGCCCACGGCAAGCGUGACCCCGACGCCGAGCGUUACUCCCACUCAGUCGCCCACGCAAUCGCCUACCCAGUCGCCUACCCAGUCGCCGACCCAGACACCCACGCAGUCACCCACCCCGAGCGUGACUCCAACCCAGUCGCCGACAAAUCACCGACCCAGUCGCCCACUAACUCGCCUACCCAGUCGCCCACGAGCAGUCCGACGCCGAGCGUGACCCCCACGGUGACGCCCACUGUGACACCCACGCAGUCCCCGACCAACUCGCCGACCCAGUCGCCCACCCAGUCGCCCACCACCUCGCCCACCCAGUCGCCCACCCAGUCGCCCACGUCGAGUGUGACGCCCACUGUGACGCCCACCAGGUCACCCACCAACUCGCCCACGCAGUCGCCGACCCAGUCACCCACGCCGAGCGUGACGCCGACAGUGACGCCGAGUGUUACGCCCACGCAGUCGCCGACCAACUCGCCCACACAGUCGCCAACCAACUCCCCGACGCAGUCACCCACCCGGUCGCCGACGCCGAGCGUGACCCCGACCGUGACGCCGAGCGUGACCCCGACUGUGACCCCGAGCCAGUCGCCCACGCAAUCACCGACCCAGUCGCCCACGCAGUCGCCCACCAACUCGCCCACUCCGUCACCGACCCGGUCGCCGACGCCGAGCGUGACGCCGACGGUGACACCGACCCAGUCCCCGACCCAGUCGCCCACGCGGACGCCGACACCCAGCGUGACUCCGACUGUGACGCCCACCAACUCGCCCACGCAGUCGCCUACACAGUCGCCCACCAACUCGCCCACUCAGUCGCCCACACAGUCGCCCACCAACUCGCCUACGCCGAGCGUGACACCGACUCAGUCCCCCACCAACUCGCCGACCAACUCGCCUACCCAGUCGCCCACUCAGUCGCCGACCCAAUCGCCCACCAACUCGCCCACGCCGAGCGUGACCCCUACCCAGUCGCCGACCAACUCGCCGACCAACUCGCCCACGUCAUCGCCCACGCAGUCGCCGACUCAGUCGCCCACGCGGUCGCCCACGCCGAGCGUGACCCCGACCCAGUCGCCAACCAACUCGCCGACCCAGUCCCCGACCAGCUCACCCACCCGGUCGCCCACCAGGUCACCCACCAGCUCCCCGACCUCGAGCGUGACCCCGACCCAUACCCCCCAGCUCGUCGCGCACGCCCACGGCCACGCCCUCGACCAGCCGCUCGAACACGCCGACGCCCACGUCGACCCGCACCCCGACGCGGUCGCCCACCCAGUCGCCCACUACGAGCCCGUCCAACUCGCCCUCGCUCACGCCGGGCCUCACGCCGUCCAACUCCAACUCGCCCACACCCUCGCUGUCGCGCACGCCGUCUACCACGCCGAGCCCCUCGCGCACGCCGACCACCACGCCGACCGCCACGCCUACCACCACCCCGACCCAGUCUGCCACGCCGACCUCGUCGCGCACGCCGACCGCCACCCCGACCACCACCCCGACGCGGUCCGCCACGCCGACCUCGUCGCGCACGCCGACCACCACGCCGAGCCACCACCCCAACCCAUCACGCCGUCGACCACGCCGCCCAACUCGGCCACGCCGUCGACCACGCCCUCCAGGUCGCCGACCACUUCGCGCACCCCGUCGAGCACGCCCUCCAACUCGCGCACGCCCACCACCACGCCGUCGAUCAGCAAGAGCCCCGUCAAGGUCAACGGCACGGCAGGCGGCGGCGGCGGCACCGACAUCGGUGUGAUCGCCGCCGGCGUGGCGAUCCCGCUCGCGCUGCUGGCCCUCGCCGCCUGCGCGGCCGCCGCGGCGCUAGCGAUCUGGAAGAUGCGGCAGAACAGCACGCCCACGAUACCGGCCAUCGCUACGGACGUGGGCGCCGUGAACGCCCUCACGGUGUCACCGAUCUACGAGUCGCGCACGCAGACACACGUCAACGAGCUCUACGCCGGCGACGAGGCGCCAGCGGGCGCGGGUGCGCUGGGGUCGGCGAGUAACAACCGGGACGAGCUCUUCCGAGCGCAUAACAUGUCCUGGGACCGUGUGUGA
Messenger RNA from Acanthamoeba castellanii str. Neff, 6363 nucleotides. RefSeq names its product Serineaspartate repeat-containing protein I, putative. NCBI's taxonomy places the organism in Eukaryota, Discosea, Longamoebia, Acanthamoebidae. The coding region runs from base 1 to 6363 and encodes 2120 amino acids. The transcript has 7 exons. The record is from RefSeq and is a predicted model, not a curated record.